AUGUUUCACGUGUUUAUUCUGUUCUGUUUGUGCGGGUGGCGUCUGAUUGGUGUGUUUGGUGAUUCAGUGUCAGUGACGGAGGGAGAUUCUGUUACUUUACACACUGAUCUUACUGAAAUACAUGAAUACGACAACAUACUGUGGAGAUUUGGAGCUGAUAAGGUUCAAAUAUCUAAAAUGAAGAAAAAGAAGCAAAUCUUCUUCACAUAUAAUGAGACUGAUGAGAGAUUCAGAGACAGACUGAAGCUGGACGAUCAAACUGGAUCUCUGACCAUCACAAACACCACAACUGAACACACUGGAGAUUAUAAACUAGAGAUAAGUGGAGCGAAAAAAACAUCAAAAACAUUCAGUGUUUCUGUUUAUGCUCAUUUGUCUGUUCCUGUCAUCCGCAGUAACUCUUCACAAUGUUCUUCAUCAUCCUCAUCCUCAGAGCAGAAUUGUUCAUUGGUGUGUUCAGUGGUGAAUGUGGGUCAUGUGACUCUCUCCUGGUACAAAGGAAACAGUUUAUUGUCCAGCAUCAGUGUGUCUGAUCUCAGCAUCAGUCUCUCUCUACCUCUGGAGGUGGAAUAUCAGGAUAAAAACAGCUACAGCUGUGUGCUCAACAAUCCCAUCAGCAACCAGACUCAACAUCUGGACAUCACUCAGCUCUGUCACACAUGUUCAGGUUCUUCCACAAGUUAUUCAUUGAGCUGA
This is a messenger RNA of Carassius carassius (crucian carp), 696 nucleotides long. RefSeq names its product SLAM family member 5-like. Bases 1 to 696 code for a protein of 231 amino acids. The transcript is spliced from 3 exons. The record is from RefSeq and is a predicted model, not a curated record. NCBI's taxonomy places the organism in Eukaryota, Metazoa, Chordata, Actinopteri, Cypriniformes, Cyprinidae.